This is a messenger RNA of Ichthyophthirius multifiliis, 1397 nucleotides long. Its product is annotated as zinc c2h2 type family protein, putative. The transcript has 2 exons. Lineage: Eukaryota; Ciliophora; Oligohymenophorea; Hymenostomatida. The record is from RefSeq and is a predicted model, not a curated record.
AUGUACAAAAGACCUCCUAGCAAUAACAUAUUUUAACAACCAAAUAAAUACUUCUCAGAAAACAAAAAUAGACAAGACAUUUUCUCGGCUCCAAACCUUCCUAAUAUAUCCCAAAAAAUGAUAUCAUGUAGUAUAUGUUUAAAAAAAAUACCUUCCACAUAAUUGUUACUACAUGAAAAUGAAUGCCGAAUUGCAAACUUUUCUUCCAAAAAAUAAUCCAAAAUAAAAGGAGGAGGUGGCUCUCUUACUAAAACAACGUUUAAUUACAAUAAACCUCCCCAAAAAUAACUUCCAAAAGAAGAACUGCCUAAAAUGAUUCAAAGACCCAUAUCUUUAAUGUGUUAUAUAUGUGGUAGAGAAUUUGGAACUAGAAGUUUGAAAAUUCAUUUAAAAAGCUGCAGAGAGAAAUGGCCUUUGACCUCAAAUCGUCCUUUACCUCGUGAACCUCCAGGCUUAAUGGAGCUAUUAUCAAAAGAAAAUAUAACUCGAAAAGAUAUAGACAUAUAUAACAAUAGAGCCUACGAUUAAUAUAAUUACGAUGUAUUAGUGCCUUGUUCUAAUUGUUGUAGAACUUUUAAACCAGAAAGUCUUAUUUCACAUUAGAAAGCUUGUAAACCUGGAAAUGUACUAAAAGGAAUGACCUAGGCUUAAAAAGAUUAUAAAUAAGAAGCUUAAUAUGCAAUGGAAAACGGAAAUUUAGAUUUAGUUCCUUGUUCUAAAUGCGGUAGAAAAUUCGCUUCGGACAGAAUUGGAAAACAUUAAGCAGUUUGUAAGCCUGGGCCAACUAAAUAAGCAUUGAAAAAAUAAAAGCUUUUCGAAUAAAAAGCUUAAUAAUUAGAAAAAUUCAAAUAAAAGCUAAAUCUUAUUAAACCCAAAGAUAAUGACUGGAGAAAAUAACAUGAAGAUUUCUAAUAAGCUUUAGCAGCUAUAAAAUAAGGGGAUAAAAGCAAAUAUUAAUAAUAAUCAAUAUAAUCAAGAAUUUAACCUAAAUAAUAACAAAAUUCAUUUUAAUAAUAAUAUCAAUAAAAAUCUUAAAUUUUAUAAAAAACUAAUAAUAAUUUUCGAUACUCAAGCCAAAAACCAAGCCUUUAAAAAAAAAAUUAGCUUUUUCAAAUUAUUAAGACGAUGAUGAUGAUUAUGGUAGUGAUAACUUUAAUUUAUCCAAUAAAUAUAGUUUAAAAUAAUUAACAAGAAAAUAACCUUAAUAAGGUAGUUAUAAAAGCCCAAAUAUAAAAAUUUCAAAUGGUAGAGACCCAAACGGUAGAGAUGGUUGGAUUUAUAAUAUGAGUGGAAAAUAAUUAUAAGUGCAUAAUAAUAUAUAUGGAAUAGGAGAUUAUAAGCCUUUAGGAGAUGGAAAUAAUGCAAUUUUUUAAGCGCCUAAAAGAUGAGUCGAUUUG